GUCACUCACUCCCUGCGUUCCGCUCCUUUUUUUCGGUAAUCCGGUCUUCACAGGGAAAGGAUCAAUUUCUCUCUCUCAAAAGGUUCCCACGCACCUCCGCGUGCAGAGCUUCAGUUUCUGAUCGGUCCACUUAAGACACGGACUUCCGGUACCGAAAAUUGGAAUUACCUUGGAUGUGUUAGUUGUUUGGUUGAAGAUGGAAGAGCUGGAAGGUUACUAUUUCUCGGCAGCCCUAAGCUGCACUUUCCUGGUCUCUUGCUUCGUUUUCUCUCUUAUAAGCCGGGCGCUGCGGGAGCCCUACAUGGACGAAAUUUUCCAUUUGCCGCAGGCCCAGCGCUACUGCUGGGGCUCCUUCCAGUGGGAUCCCAUGAUCACUACACUACCUGGUUUAUACCUGAUAUCUGUUGGAAUUCUAAAACCUGCCACUUGGAUCUUUGGAUGGUCUCAACAUGUAGUCUGUUCCAUAGGAAUGCUCAGAUUUGUUAAUCUGCUCUUCAGUGCUGGCAACUUCUAUUUACUCUAUUUACUUUUUUGCAAGUUACAACAGAGGAACAAGGCUGUCUCAGGCAUCCAGAGAAUUUUGUCAGCUUUAACAAUAGCAGUUUUCCCUACACUCUAUUUUUUUAACUUCCUCUAUUAUACAGAAACAGGAUCUAUAUUUUUUGUUCUUUUUGCCUAUUUUAUGUGCCUUUAUGGUAAUCAUAAAACUUCAGCCCUUCUUGGAUUUUGUGGCUUCAUGUUUCGCCAGACAAAUAUUGUUUGGACUGUAUUCUGUGCGGGAAAUAUUAUCUCACAAAAGUUAACGGAGGCUUGGAGGACUGAACAACAAAAGAAGGAAGAGAAACUUCCAUCCAUCAAAGGACCACUUUCAGCGUGUAAGAAGAUAUUGUGUUUUCUUCUCGAUUACGCCACAUCCUUUAGGAACUUGAAUACACUUAUAGUUUUGACAUGGCCCUAUAUCCUUUUAAUACUUGUAUUUAUUGCUUUUGUAGUCUUAAAUGGUGGAAUAGUUGUUGGUGAUAGGAGUAAUCAUGAGGCCUGUAUGAAUUUUCCUCAGCUAUUUUACUUUUUUUCUUUUACUCUCUUUUUUUCUUUUCCUCACCUGCUGUCCCCAGGAAAAAUUAAAACUUUUCUCCAGUCAGUAAGGAGACACUGGGGGCAAUAUGUUAUACUUACAACUGUCUCCUUAUUUUUAGUCUGGAAAUUCACUUAUGUUCAUAAGUAUUUGCUGGCAGACAACAGACAUUAUACAUUCUAUGUUUGGAAAAGAAUCUUCCAGAGAUAUGAAUUUGUAAAAUACUUGCUAGUUCCAUGUUAUUUGUUUGCUGGUUGGAGCAUUGCUGAUUCAUUGAAAUCUAAAUCCAUUUUCUGGAACAUAAUGUUUUUCACAUGCUUAUUUACAGUCACAGUUCCUCAAAAACUUUUUGAGUUUCGUUACUUUAUCUUGCCUUAUAUCAUUUAUAGACUUAAUCUUCCUAUGCCAUCUGUGCCCAAGCUCCUUUGUGAACUGAGUUUUUAUAUACUUAUUAAUUUUAUAACAUUUUAUAUCUUUUUGAACAAGACAUUUCAGUGGCCAAAUAAUGAUAAUAUUCAAAGGUUCAUGUGGUGACCAAAUUAAUAUCUUGCUUCAUAUAACCAAAUUUAUAUCUGGAACUUUUCCACAAUAUAGGCAGGACUUUGUUUAAUAACAAGCCAGUUGGUAUUCAUGUGGUUAGAAGUGAUUGUGAAAUCUAAUUUGUUCCACAUGAUGAAAUAUUGAACCUAUCCAAGUGUUAAAAACCUUUUUUAUUACAUUAAUGAAACAGAUGUCCAAAAAUUAUGGAAAAUAAUGGAAAAUGAGAAGUGUUUACAUUUACUUUGGCAUAUCUUUAAAAAAAACUUUCUAAACAUUAAAAAGACUUCUAAUUAGAUUGUAAAUAGUUUCAAAGGCUUCAAAUAUUUCAGCAUACAGUCAGUGUUUGUUCCAUCAGAAAAUUAUAUUGGUUUAGGGAAGGAAAGGCCUUUGUAUUGUUAUUUAGAAUCAGAUUAUUACUUUGAGUGUAAUAUAUAUGGAUGGUGCAGAUCUUUCACAUACUCUUAUUUUGAAAUUAUAAAUGUCUUGACUAAAGCAAAAUUGCACUAAUGAUAAUGCUUAUUAAAAAGGGUAAUGUAAUCAUAGAGAUAUAUUUCCAAAGAUGUUUCAGAAUCGAUCUCUUUAUAAUAUUUUUAAGAGUACAAGAGUUUCUUUUUUUUUGGAUCAUUUAAUUGCAACUCCUCUAAGUGAAGGAAGAUGUAGACAAGAUGACUUUUUGAGGUCCUUUCUGAUCCUGUGAUUGUAUAUUACAAUGGGAACUUUAAAAAGCCCAGUAUUAACUAGUAGUUAAUUUAGUUUCUUAUGGUUUUUUUUUAAUUGGGUUUAACAACUUGCUGCUAAAUUGGAAUGUCAGUCUUCCCUUGAAAGUUCUUUGGUAAGUAAUGUACAAAUCUUCAGUGGCAUUAUUCUUUCAAACCAUUUUCAAAUUUUUCCAACUGAUUUGUUGGAUUUUGUUGUAUGGAGAAAUGACUGUACUUUUAUAUAACUUAUAUUAUCUUGCUCUGAGAGAUUCUUUUCAUUUUGUCUUUCAGUUAACAAGUGGGAUUGGAAAGUAUUUUAUAUUUUUUACUACAGAUUUAUUAUUUUUUUUAAAUAAACAAACUCGGGUUAUCAUUAA
This is a messenger RNA of Monodelphis domestica (gray short-tailed opossum), 2690 nucleotides long. RefSeq names its product ALG10 alpha-1,2-glucosyltransferase (gene ALG10). Gene Ontology annotation, cellular component: endoplasmic reticulum. Gene Ontology annotation, molecular function: dolichyl pyrophosphate Glc2Man9GlcNAc2 alpha-1,2-glucosyltransferase activity. Lineage: Eukaryota; Metazoa; Chordata; Mammalia; Didelphimorphia; Didelphidae. The record is from RefSeq and is a predicted model, not a curated record. Gene Ontology annotation, biological process: protein N-linked glycosylation; dolichol-linked oligosaccharide biosynthetic process.